Helianthus annuus (common sunflower) is the source of this 697-nucleotide messenger RNA. RefSeq names its product 40S ribosomal protein S20-2. Gene Ontology annotation, cellular component: ribosome; cytosolic small ribosomal subunit. Gene Ontology annotation, molecular function: structural constituent of ribosome. Lineage: Eukaryota; Viridiplantae; Streptophyta; Magnoliopsida; Asterales; Asteraceae. The transcript is spliced from 4 exons. The record is from RefSeq and is a predicted model, not a curated record. Bases 154 to 522 code for a protein of 122 amino acids. Gene Ontology annotation, biological process: translation.
AUAAAUUGGGCCUUAACUCUACACUCAAUAAAUAUCUGUAAACCCAGGUAUAAAUAGACCUAGGGUUUCGAUUCCGCCUGAACAUCACAUCUGCAAGAGCCGCAGCCGUCAUCGUCGUUGCCGGAGUAAAUCGCAAUUCUCUGCAGAAACAAGAUGGCUUAUGCAGCAAUGAAACCAACAAAGCCAGGGCUAGAAGAGCCCCAAGAACAGAUUCACAAGAUCAGGAUUACCCUUUCAUCUAAGAAUGUUAAGAAUCUUGAGAAAGUGUGUGCUGAUUUGGUUCGUGGGGCGAAGGACAAGAAGUUGAGAGUCAAAGGACCUGUUAGAAUGCCAACUAAGGUUCUUAACAUCACGACUAGGAAGUCCCCUUGUGGUGAAGGUACAAACACAUGGGACAGAUUUGAGCUUCGUGUCCACAAGCGUGUUAUUGAUCUUUUCAGUUCUCCCGAUGUUGUGAAGCAAAUUACUUCCAUCACCAUUGAACCCGGUGUUGAAGUUGAGGUCACCAUUGCUGAUUCUUAGAUGUAUGUUCAAUGAUGGUGUUAAGAAUGUCUUUUUGUCGCGUGUAUGAGUUUCAUUUCACGUAGGAUUUUAAACACAUUUUGAAAGUUUUUUAAGUAUUUGUUUGGAAGAAAUUCAGAGUUUUUAAAUAUUUGUGACAUUGAGGUCCCUUUCUUGGCCUUUGUUGCGGCUUGCC